GUGAAACAAGUGCUGGGAAAUCAACAUUAAUAAACAAACUGCUACAGAAGAGGAUAUUUAACGCCAGGAAUAAGGAGUCCACAUCAACAAUUUGUAAAAUAAGAAAUUCUGAAGAAAUAAAGAUUAUUACUGAAAGGGUGAAUGGGGAAAUACAAACCAUUCCAUUGCAGUGCAAUAUAGAAACAGAAAAAGGAGAAAAGUCACUGAGAGAUAUAUUGAACAAUUUAACAGAUAUGACGUCUUCGAAGGACAGCAAAAACUUCCGAUAUGUGGACAUAGGAUUUCCAAUACCUUUUUUGAAGGGCAAUACAAUUAUAGUUGAUACUCCAGGAAUAGGUGGUUCAGGAGAGGUGAGCAAGAAAGUUAUGGAGUACCUCCCUUAUGCAGUUUCUUUUAUUUUUGUUGUUAAUGUAGGGAGUGCCGGUGGCAUGCAGAAGGACCGGCUUCCAGAAAUUCUGAAUUCAAUACGUGAUCUACAAAUUGAAAACGAAAUGCCAUGUUUUGAUCCAAGGGAAGUACUAUUCAUAACAAAUAAGUGGGACACAUUAUCAAGUGGUAGCGAUGACUGCAACGACGAUGCUGAAAGAGAAAAUACCUGGCAAGAUCUCCUGAAGGAUAUAAAAGAAAUCCUCCCUGAUGUGAAAGAGGAAAACAUAUUCAGAUUGAAUCUUAAAGAU
This is a messenger RNA of Saccostrea cuccullata (small rock oyster), 677 nucleotides long. RefSeq lists its product as uncharacterized. The transcript has 3 exons. Lineage: Eukaryota; Metazoa; Mollusca; Bivalvia; Ostreida; Ostreidae. The annotation marks the transcript as partial. The record is from RefSeq and is a predicted model, not a curated record.